Messenger RNA from Gekko japonicus, 1942 nucleotides. RefSeq names its product neuraminidase 3 (membrane sialidase) (gene NEU3). Gene Ontology annotation, cellular component: lysosome; membrane; cytoplasm. Gene Ontology annotation, molecular function: exo-alpha-sialidase activity. The record is from RefSeq and is a predicted model, not a curated record. Gene Ontology annotation, biological process: oligosaccharide catabolic process; ganglioside catabolic process. Bases 83 to 1357 code for a protein of 424 amino acids. The transcript has 2 exons. NCBI's taxonomy places the organism in Eukaryota, Metazoa, Chordata, Lepidosauria, Squamata, Gekkonidae.
UUCUAGGUAAUUACUGCUCUGAAUCUUUUGACAUUCUCUCUUCUCUCCUCCUUUCCCAGACUGUUUCUGCACACCAGAAAACAUGGCGGAGGUUCGGGUCGGUUCUGGGAAGGUGGCCCUCUUCUGCCAGGAAGCGCCCAGGGGCGUCACCUACCGCAUCCCGGCCUUACUGUACCUGCCCCGCGAGUCCAUGUUCCUGGCCUUUGCGGAGAAGCGCUCAUCGUUCAAGGAUGAAGAUGCUGAAUUCCUGGUGAUGAGACGAGGGCGUAAGGAGGGGGCGUCUGUCCAGUGGGGCCCUCAAGAGCCCCUGACGACCGCCAUUUUGCCCGGCCACCGCACCAUGAACCCUUGCCCCGUGUAUGAGAAGAAGAGGGGCAGAGUUUUCCUGUUCUUUAUCUGCGUACGGACACACGUCACGGAAUGGCAGCAGAUCAGGUCGGGGAGGAACGCCGCCAGGCUGUGCUACGUCUCGAGCCAAGAUGGUGGACGUACAUGGAGCCAGUUGACUGAUUUGACCGAUCAGGUGAUUGGAGAGGACUUGAGAAAUUGGGCCACCUUUGCCGUCGGGCCUGGCCACGGAUUGCAGACAAGCUCGGGGCGCCUGGUGAUUCCAGCUUACACCUAUUACAUCCACAAACGUUGCUUUGGCCAUUCUCUCCUGUGCUGGACUAAGCCACAUUGCUUCCUCUUCUAUAGUGAUGACCUUGGGCAGAAAUGGGUCCAAGGCCAACUCCUCAAGAACCUGAGGACAACAGAGUGCCAAGUCGCAGAAGUCACCUGCCAGGGGGAAAACCAAGUUCUGUACUGCAGCGCUCGCAGUCCGGACAAGAGCCGCGUCGAGGCCUUCAGCCUGGACCACGGAGACCGAUUUGAGGAAUCUUUCCUAUGCAAGGAACUCUGCGAGCCGCCCAAGGGCUGCCAGGGCAGUGUCGUGAGCUUCACUCCAACUCUGAAGCCCACGGAGCUGGGCCGAAUAAAAAAUGCAGGGGAAUCGACUCACCUGGUGGGCAUUCAUUUCCCCUCGGCCUCCGCUGAGACCAGCCAGUCUUGGCUGGUUUUCUCCCACCCCACAAACAGGUGCAGACGAGUAAAUUUGGGCAUCUACAUCAACACGUCUCCGCUUGACAAAGGUUGCUGGAAGUCUCCCUGGAUGCUGUACGAAGGGCCUUGCGGCUACUCGGACCUGGCCGUCUGCGAGGAUGGGCGCUCGCUGCUCUUUGGCUGCUUGUUCGAAUGUGGAGCUUCCAGUGAAUGUGAGGAGAUCGCCUUCCAGCUCUUCACCGACGCUGAACUCCUGAGGAACGUGAGGGAAGGGUGUUCUUGUGCGGCUUCUCCUUCAGAAGAGCAGGUGCUCUGAAGAAACAACAAGGAUAUGGAGAGAGAACCUUAUUUGCCUCUCCUGCCUGUCUUUGCUUGGAAGAGCUUCGAGGCAAAGACUUCACAAAAUGGCCGCCCCUCAGCCAACUGGCCCUCCCCAUCUACCUCACUGGAAAGAACACAGAAAAACUGUCGCUUCCACAUCCUUAAGCAGAAAGGGGAGAUCUGGUUUCCAGCAGUUCGAAGAGUCCGUUUAGUAUGAUUUUUUACCUCAGGAUUUGGAGCCGAAGUCUGUCAAUGGAUCACAUAAAAGAGUUGGCCUCUGUCUUGGGACUUGAAACUACCUAGGGCCUCACUGGUGUGAUCUGUUGUCUUCCAUCUUUGGCUUUAUGGUUCUAAAGCUUGUGAAAGAAAAGCUUGAAGUUGGUUGGGCAGACUUGGUGGGAUCUCCGUAGGAGGAGAUGGGCUGAGGCAGACUUUUAUAUUCUGUUCAUUUGUAGCCCGCCUUUCUCUCUGAGACCCUAGGCAGAAAACAAAUCCAUUCAGUUGUUGACUUUGAUAUUUAUACCCUGCUUUUCUCGUCCUUUGGAACAUGAAGUGGCUUACAGUGUUGUUCUCCCCUCCC